This is a messenger RNA of Penicillium atrosanguineum, 1650 nucleotides long. Its product is annotated as sugar porter family MFS transporter. Gene Ontology annotation, molecular function: carbohydrate:proton symporter activity. Gene Ontology annotation, biological process: transmembrane transport; carbohydrate transport. Bases 1 to 1650 code for a protein of 549 amino acids. The record is from RefSeq and is a predicted model, not a curated record. The transcript has 2 exons. NCBI's taxonomy places the organism in Eukaryota, Fungi, Ascomycota, Eurotiomycetes, Eurotiales, Aspergillaceae. Gene Ontology annotation, cellular component: plasma membrane.
AUGGGUCUUGAAUCAACCUCCCAUCACGGGGAGUCUAUCACAGCUCCGGCUCAACAGCCCAGUACCGAUACUUCCUUCCAGAAUAGCCCCAUCCAGAAGCCCAUGAGGCCGGUUGGCGUCGACACACCCAUUCCCCGCAUCACCAUGCGGUCCCUCACCAUGGCCCUCUUCGUCUCAAUGGGUGGCCUGCUCUUUGGUUAUGAUACCGGUCAGAUUUCUGGUUUCCAGGAGAUGAGCGACUACCUGCGGCGAUAUGGUACGGAAACGGCUAGCGGCGACUAUGCCUUCAGUGACACCCGCGCCGGUCUCAUUGUCGGUCUGCUUUCCAUCGGUACUUUGAUUGGCGCCCUGGUUGGCGCCCCUAUGGCCGACAUCCUGGGCCGCAAGUGGUCUAUCAGUGUUUGGUGUUUCAUUCUCAUCAUCGGUCUCGUCGUUCAGAUUUCCUCCCCCUCCGGACACUGGUGGCAGAUGGUCGUUGGUCGUUGGGUCACUGGUCUGGGCGUCGGUGGCUGCUCCCUGGUCGUUCCCAUGUACCAAGGCGAGAGUGCUCCUCGUCACAUUCGUGGUGCUAUGAUUAGUUGCUACCAACUGUUCGUCACCCUUGGUAUCUUCCUGGCCUACCUCAUCAACUUGGGUACCCACACCAUGGACGGCACUGCCCAGUGGCGGAUCACCCUCGGCCUGACCUUCCUCUUCGCCCUCGUUCUCGGUGGCGGCAUGGCCUUCUUCCCCGAGAGCCCUCGUUACGAGUUCCGACAUGGCAAGGUUGACAGCGCCCGCAGUACUCUGGCCAAGCUGUACGGUAUCCCCGAGAACCACGUCCGCAUCAUUGAGGAAAUGAAUGAGAUCCGUGAACAGUUCGAGGCUGAGACGGAGGGCCAGAAGUGGCAUGAGUUCAUCACCGCACCCCGCAUGUUCUACCGUAUCGUUCUGGGUAUGGUUCUGCAGAGUCUGCAGCAGCUCUCUGGCGCCAACUACUUCUUCUACUACGGAACCACUAUCUUCCAGGGUGCUGGUAUUUCGGACAGCUUCGUGACUCAGGUCAUUCUUGGAGCUGUCAACUUUGUCACUACCUUCGGUGGCCUAUACGUUGUGGAGAACUUUGGACGCCGCAAGUCGCUGAUCUUCGGUGCCCUCUGGAUGUUCGUCAUGUUCAUGAUCUUCGCCUCGAUCGGUCACUUCGUGCUGGACAUCGAGAACCCUGAGAACACCCCCGGUGCCGGCAAGGGUAUGAUCGUUGUAACCUGCCUGUUCAUUGCCGCCUAUGCCAUGACCUGGGGCCCUAUGGUUUGGGCCAUCGUCGCUGAGCUGUUCCCCUCCAAGUACCGUGCCAAGGGUAUGGCUCUGGCCACUGCCUCCAACUGGGCUUGGAACUUCCUAAUCAGUUUCUUCACCACCUUCAUCACCAGUGACAUUGACUUCGCCUAUGGCUACGUCUUCGCUGGCUGCCUCUUCGUUGGCGCCCUGAUCGUCUACUUCUUCGUCAUCGAGGGCAAGGGUCGCACUCUUGAGGAGCUAGACUUCAUGUACGUCAACAAGGUUGUUCCCUGGAAGAGCAGCUCCUUUGAGAUGCCCCCCAACGAUUGGAUCGACGACGAGGCCCCCAACGGGCGCAAGGAGCAACAGAUGUACCAUGCCGAAAACGCAUGA